Paraglomus brasilianum is the source of this 648-nucleotide messenger RNA. NCBI's taxonomy places the organism in Eukaryota, Fungi, Glomeromycota, Glomeromycetes, Paraglomerales, Paraglomeraceae. The record is from the annotation of a GenBank genome assembly.
AUGCCAAUUUAUGCAAAGCGUAAUUGGCAGGAAAGAGCGUUCACUGUUGGGAUAGGAGGACCCGUAGGCUCCGGGAAGACCGCAUUGAUGCUUGCACUUUGCCAAACACUUCGUGACAAAUAUUCCGUUGCUGCUCUCACCAAUGAUAUAUUCACACGCGAAGAUGCCGAGUUCCUCGUGCGUCAUAAUGCUCUUCCAACUGAACGCAUUCGUGCGAUCGAAACUGGGGGUUGUCCGCAUGCUGCUAUCAGAGAAGACAUUUCUGCAAACUUGGGGGCACUAGAGGAGCUUCACGCCAUUUUUAACACGCAGCUAUUACUUAUUGAAAGUGGUGGAGAUAAUCUGGCAGCUAAUUAUUCAAGAGAAUUGGCUGAUUUCAUUAUUUAUGUAAUAGAUGUUGCCAGCGGCGAUAAAAUCCCUCGGAAAGGAGGUCCAGGAAUAACGCAGUCAGAUCUUCUCAUUAUCAACAAGACAGACCUAGCAGACAUUGUUGGAGCAGAUCUUGGCGUUAUGGAAAGAGAUGCACGUCGAAUGAGACAAGGUGGGCCAACAAUCUUUACUCAAGUAAAGAAUGGAAUCGGUGUCUCUGACGUAGUCGAGCUGAUCUUAGCAGCAUGGAGAGCAAGUGGUGCAUCUGGAGAUGCAUGA